GAGAGCGGAAGCGCUUUUUGUGCCAGGUUUCCGGCUCCGGGUCCCCGCGGCGGGGCCUGGGGCGGAACCGCCGCCGCCCAGAUUCUCGGAGCCGGAUCAUGGCCUCUUUGGGCUGGCGCUGGCGGCGCUGCUGCGCUUGGAGAGCAGCCUCGGGAACCCCCGGGCUCGGCGCCUUGCGGGGCUCGCCCGACGGCCGGGGAUGGCCGGUCCCCGCCCGCCCCGCAGCCGGCUUCCAAUGUCAGAUGCCUAAUUUCAAUCUUGUGAGAUGUUUAUUAUCCUUUCCGAACAAGCACAGUAUAUCACGGUUUCAUCACACAACUCGGGCGGUGGGCUGCUAUAGUAAAACACAGAGUGGUGAGAAAUAUACAGACCCUUUUAAACUCGGUCGGAGAGACCUGACUGAUUUAUAUGAAGAUAUUAAAAAGGAGUUAUUGGUAUCUACAACAGAACUUAAGGAAAUGUGUGAAUACUACUUUGAUGGCAGAGGAAAAGCUUUUCGACCAAUUGUCGUGGUGCUAAUGGCCCGAGCUUGCAAUGUUCAUCAUAACAAUUGCCGUGAUAUGCAAGCAAGUCAGCGUUCCAUAGCCUUAAUUGCAGAAAUGAUCCACACCGCCAGUCUGGUUCAUGACGACAUUAUUGAUGAUGCAAGUUCUCGAAGAGGAAAACACACAGUUAAUCAGAUCUGGGGUGAAAAGAAGGCUGUUCUUGCUGGUGAUUUUAUUCUCUCUGCAGCUUCUGUAGCUUUGGCACGAAUUGGAAAUACAACAAUUGUUUCUGUUUUAACACAGGUCAUUGAAGACUUGGUGCGUGGUGAAUUUCUUCAGCUGGGGUCAAAAGAAAAUGAGAAUGAGAGAUUUGCUCACUACAUUGAGAAGACCUUUAAGAAGACUGCAAGUCUCCUAGCCAACAGUUGUAAAGCAGAAACUGACUUUUGGACUGGAAAGAAUAGAAUAAAAACUGCUAAUGGGGAAUUAAACCUCAAGAUGAGUUGGAAAAUAGCAAGCUAUCUGACCUUGAUGAGUUCAGGUCACCAGACCCAGAUGAACUUCAUCCCAGUGUAUUUCAAAAGAAUUGGCAAAUAUGACUGCUACACUAUUGUCAGUGUUUUUUGAAUGAUUGUGGAAGAUAGGUUUAAAAAAUGGCAAAUUUUCCCCCAAAAAGGAAGAGAGUAAAAGUCCUCAAACUAUAAACUAAUGAGUUUUAUUUCUGGUUUCUAAUGAAAUUCUGUAACAUUAUUAAAAGGAUGGUUAGGGAACAUUUAGGAAAGGAAUUAGCAAUCCUAAAUAAUCAUCAUAGUUUCGUCAAGAGCAAAUAAUACCAGAUUAGUCUCAUUUCCCUUUUUUACAGGGAUACUAUGCUGGUGGAGCAAGGGAAUGCCAUACAUAUAGUUUACUUAGAUUUUAGGAAAACAUCUGAUAGUCAUUCGUGCUGUUCUCAUGAAAGAAUGGGGGGAUGUGAGCCAGAUAAUAAUAUAACAGUUGGAUUUAGACCUGGCCAUAUGGUUGAAGCCAAAGAAUAGUCAAAGGAUCAGUGCCUUUAGUGGUAACUAGUCUAAACCCCUUGUUUUAAAGAUGACAAAAUUGAGGCCUAGAGUGGCUAAGGGCCAAUGUCAGCUGCAUCUCAGAGCAGGUCCAGGGCCUCUGAUUUUCAGUGUGAUACCCUUCCCACUUUAACACGUUGCCCAACAUCAUCUUGGAAGUAGGUGUCCAGUAGAAUGUCAUGUGACCUUGCUCUGUGUCAUGGUCAUCAUGGCUUGUGUAAAGGAAUAGAUUAUUUAUUUAUUGGAUUUGCAGAUGACAGAAAAACCAGGAAUGAUAAAUAUAAUAUUGUAUAACAGAAUAAGAAUCUAAAAAGAUCUUAACUGACUAGAUUUGGGGUUAAAUAUGACAAAAUAAAAUUUGGUAGUAA
Messenger RNA from Monodelphis domestica (gray short-tailed opossum), 1908 nucleotides. RefSeq names its product decaprenyl diphosphate synthase subunit 1 (gene PDSS1). The record is from RefSeq and is a predicted model, not a curated record. Gene Ontology annotation, molecular function: prenyltransferase activity. Lineage: Eukaryota; Metazoa; Chordata; Mammalia; Didelphimorphia; Didelphidae. Gene Ontology annotation, biological process: ubiquinone biosynthetic process; isoprenoid biosynthetic process. Gene Ontology annotation, cellular component: transferase complex; mitochondrion.